This is a messenger RNA of Prunus armeniaca (apricot), 966 nucleotides long. The record is from the annotation of a GenBank genome assembly. Lineage: Eukaryota; Viridiplantae; Streptophyta; Magnoliopsida; Rosales; Rosaceae.
AUGAUUCUUUUGCUUUUCAAUGAGUGCUUUCUUUUGAUUGGAUCAGGCGAGUUAUUUGGACUGCAAAACAAGUAUUUGGGGCGUUUGCAUUAUUUUCUUGGUGUGGAGGUCCAUUAUCACCCUACUUGCAUCCAUCUUACUCAAAACAAGUACACCAUUGAUCUUCUCAAACGUAGCAAUCUCUUGGACUGCAAACCUGUUUCUACACCCAUGACUUCCAAAGGUACUCUUUCUCAGACCCAUGGUACUGUCCUUGCGGAUCCUACCCCUUAUCGACAGAUGGUUGGCGCCUUACAAUAUCUCACCAUGACUCGUCCUGAUAUCUCAUACGCUGUUCAACAUGUGUCUCAAUUUAUGGGAUCACCCAGUGAUGUUCAUUUUGAAGCUGUCAAACGGAUUUUACGUUAUCUAAAAGGCACCCUUGGAGUUGGCCUUCCUGUUCGCAGGUCUCCUGACUGUUCCUUCUUAGUCGCUUAUUCCGAUGCAGAUUGGGCUGGAUGUCCUGACACUCGCAGGUCCACAACCGGGUAUUGUGUUUUCUUGGGACCGAACCUCAUUUCGUGGAGUGCCAAGAAGCAGCCCACCGUUUCCUGUUCUAGUGCCGAAGCCGAAUAUCGAGCUCUUGCCUAUGCCUGUGCAGAUACUUUGUGGAUUCAAGGUCUCUUAACUGAACUUUGUUGUCCGCUUACUCGUCCGGUUUUACUUAACUGUGACAACCUGUCUGCCACAUACUUAGCCGCUAAUCCUGUCUUCCAUGCUCGUACAAAACACAUUGCUAUUGAUUAUCACUUUGUCCGUGAACGGGUCGCCUCUGGCAGUCAUAAAGUUCAGUUUUUUCCUUCUCAACUUCAGCUUGCAGAUGUCUUCACAAAAGGGUUACCAGCUGACCGUUUUGAACGUCUUGCUUCCAAACUCGUCACCUAUCCGGUGUCCAGUUUGCAGGGGAAUGUUAGGCCGUUAUCCUAA